Molecule: messenger RNA, 1099 nt
Organism: Selaginella moellendorffii
Lineage: Eukaryota; Viridiplantae; Streptophyta; Lycopodiopsida; Selaginellales; Selaginellaceae
Product: geranylgeranyl transferase type-2 subunit beta 1
Exons: 9
Coding region: 24-953 (309 amino acids)
Biological process (GO): protein geranylgeranylation
Cellular component (GO): Rab-protein geranylgeranyltransferase complex
Molecular function (GO): Rab geranylgeranyltransferase activity
Source: RefSeq, a predicted model, not a curated record
UUUCUACUUAGGGUUUACAGGCGAUGGAGCUGCGAGUGGACAAGCAUGUGGAAUUCAUCAAGUCGUUGGAGAAGAAGAAGGAUUUCGAUUCAAUGGUGAUGGAGCACCUCCGGAUGAACGGAGCGUAUUGGGGAUUGACCGCCCUGGAUUUGAUGGAAUGUAGGGAAGACGUCGACGAUGCUAAAGUCAUAAGCUGGCUCUUACAAUGCAAGCACGAUUGCGGUGGUUUCAGUGGAAACAUAGGCCAUGAUCCUCACAUUCUCUAUACUCUAAGCGCCGUCCAGAUUCUAGCUAUUUACGAUAGAAUGGAGCUCUUGGACUCGGACAAAGUAGCUUCCUAUAUUGCGAGCCUUCAGCAGGAGGAUGGAUCUUUUGCUGGAGACCAGUGGGGGGAAAUCGAUACGAGAUUCUCGUAUAUCGCGUUGUGCUGCCUUUCUCUUCUCAAGCGCUUGGACGUGAUCAACGUCGAGAAAGCAGUCGACUACAUUGCGAGCUGUAAGAACUUCGACGGUGGUUUUGGUAGCAUUCCCGGAGGGGAAUCUCACGCCGGACAGAUUUUUUGCUGCGUUAGCGCGCUCGCUAUUGCCGGUGCGCUUCAUCACAUUGACAAGGAUUUACUCGGCUGGUGGCUUUGCGAGCGCCAAGUUAAAUCCGGUGGUCUCAAUGGCAGGCCCGAGAAACAACCCGACGUCUGCUACUCGUGGUGGGUGCUUUCAAGUCUAGUGACGCUCGACCGUGUGGACUGGAUCGACAAGGAAAAGCUCAAAACUUUCAUUCUCGACUGCCAGGACACUGAAGAAGGCGGCAUUUCGGACAGGCCAAACGACGCAGUGGAUGUUUUUCACACCUUCUUUGGAGUUGCUGGGUUAUCGCUCUUGGACUACCCCGGAUUGAAGCGGAUAGAUGCGGUCUAUGCUCUGCCAGUGGACGUUGUGAAACGAAUUUUUGGUUAACUAAUGCCUUCAUCUAGAUAAUUACAGUUAACUUUCUCCAUGUCACAGAGAUUUAGAUCACAGCUUUUAUCAGUGUGGUGAUUCUAGUAGACCUCCACACAUGCCACUGUCGGUUUUUCCUCAAUUUCACAAGCUUGUUAUGCCAA